Messenger RNA from Topomyia yanbarensis, 735 nucleotides. Its product is annotated as cuticle protein 8-like. The record is from RefSeq and is a predicted model, not a curated record. Bases 1 to 702 code for a protein of 233 amino acids. NCBI's taxonomy places the organism in Eukaryota, Metazoa, Arthropoda, Insecta, Diptera, Culicidae. The transcript has 2 exons. Gene Ontology annotation, cellular component: extracellular matrix.
AUGGCAUUCAAAUUUGUUGCAUUGUUCGCAAUCUUUGCUGUUGCCACCGCUCAGCACUACGAUCCACAUUACUAUCAACAGCCUCCCCAGUAUCAUGCUCAGCCAGCUUUACUGAAGACCGUCCAGCCCGCCAUUGUCAAGAGUGUUCAACCUGCCCUGGUUAAAACGUACCAGCCAGCUCUGGUGAAAACGGUUAAACAAAUCGAAUACCCAGAUGCUCCAGCCCAGUACCAAUUUGCCUACGACGUUCACGAUGACCAAACCGGAGACAUAAAGAGCCAACAGGAGGAACGUAACGGAGACAAUGUAAAGGGAGUGUACACUUUGAUCGAUGCCGAUGGAUUCCGUCGGAUUGUCGAGUACACUGCCGAUGAACAGAAUGGAUUCAAUGCCGUUGUUCGUCGUGAACCUUUGGAAGGCCACAAGGUUAUCAAAACCGUUGCCCCAAUCGCUAAAGUGGCCUACGCUCCAGCUCCGGUUCACCAAUACCAGCCAGCACCAAUUCAGCACUACCAGCCCGCUCCUAUCCAGCACUAUCAGCCUGCUCCCAUUCAGCACUACCAACCGGCUCCAAUUGCUAAGAUUGCAAUCCCAGCCGUUACCAAGGUAGCCCUUCCGGUUGCCAAGGUUGCCUAUGCGCCUCACCCGGAAACCGUCAAUCACGUUCAGUUCAGCGGACAUUCCGCCAACUACAAUUACUAAGUUACCUGGAACCUACCUCGAUUGAAUGAUGAC